AUGUGUAAUUUCAUUACAUUUGGGGAGCUACAAGAAAGUCAGAAUGAAGAGAACAAUGUGUGGAUGGUUUCAUUGGGAGGUCCAACACCUCUACACCUUGCCGCACAGGCUUGCUCAUUAGAAACAUCAGUCUGUCUACUCUGUUUCAAAGCUGAUUACACGCUUUCUGAAAAAAGAGGCUGGAUGCCGAUUCACUUUGCGUCUUUCUAUGACAACAUUUGCGUCAUUAUUGCUCUCUGUAGGAAGGAUCCUGGUUUGCUAGAAGCUGAGGCAACAGCUGAGAAUCAGUUCACUCCACUGUUACUUGCUGCCACUUCAGGAGCACUGGAUAGUAUUCAGUACCUGUUUUCUGUCAGUGCUAACUGGAGAAAAACAGAUAUUAAAGGAAAUAAUAUAAUCCAUUUUUCAGUGUUAACUUUUCACACAGAGGUUCUCAAAUAUAUAAUAAAGUUAAAUAUUCCUGAACUCCCAGGGUGGAAAACUUUGGUAGAAAUGUUACAGUGUGAAAGCUAUAAAUGAAGGAUGAUGGCUGUCAUGUCCUUGGAAGUAAUUUGCUUAGCAAAUGAUCAAUACUGGAGAUGUAUUUUGGAUGCAGGCACCAUUCCUGCCUUAAUCAAUCUAUUAAAAAGUUCCAAAAUAAAACUGCAGUGCAAAACUGUCGGGUUAUUAAGUAAUAUCUCAACCCACAAAAGUGUAGUGCAUGCUUUGGUGGAAGCAGGAGGCAUUCCAUCUCUAAUCAACCUACUGGUUUGUGAUGAGCCUGAACUAAACUCUCGCUGUGCUGUCAUUCUAUAUGAUAUUGCUCAAUGUAAAAGCAAGAAUGUUAUUGCCAAAUAUAAUGGAAUCCCAAGUCUGAUAAAUCUCUUGAACUUAAUCAUAGAAAGUGUGCUAGUAAAUGUAAUGAACUGUAUACAGGUAUUAUGCAUAGGAAAUGAAAACAAUCAAAGAGCUGUGAGAGAACAUAAUGGCCUCCCAUAUCUUACCAGAUUUCUGAGUUCUGAUUCAGGUGUAGCCCAUACAAGCAAUCCUGUGAGUCAACAAUGUAUUAUAGAUGAAAAUGCCUUUCCAAUACUUAUUCAACUGCUAAGAAAUCACCCUUCUCCUAACAUUAAGGUUGAAGUGGCAUUUUCCUUGGCAUGCAUUGUCCUAGGGAAUGAUGUGUUACAGAAAGACUUACAUGAAAAUGAAGGAUUUGAGUAUGCUGAUGUUUUUCAUCUUCUUCGCUCAACAGAAAAGGAUAUUUGCUUAAGAGCAGGGUACGCAUUAACCCUUUUUGCCUUCAAUAAUCGCUUUCAGCAAUACAUAAUAUUGGAAAGUGGAAUAAUGACCAUAUUUAUUUUUGUACCUUUUCUUGAAUCAACAAUCGAAACUGAGAAGGCAAUGGCAGCAUUUCAGAUUGUCGUAUUGGCUAAAGUCAUUAGAGAUGUGGACCAUAUUACUUUGUCUUCAAGAGAUGUUACUAUUGUAGUUGACAGUCUGUAUUCAGUUCAGACUUCAACUAUUGUCCUGACAGGGAAUUUAAUAGCAAGCCUGAUUCAUUCUAGAGCUGGUAUCUCAGAAGCAUUUACCACAUUUGAAACAAUCAAACAGCUCUUCUAUCAUUUGUUCUCAGGGACAAAAGAGGUUCAUUCAGCUUGUUCCACUGCUCUUGGCUACCUAACAUAUAGUGCAAAUGCUUUCCGCAUCCUAUUAAAGGAAUGCAGGGAUAAACCUAAUCAGUUCAUUUGUAUUAAAAAUAAUAUCAGCAGAGAUGCGAGUAUUAACCCAGCAUUUUUGAAGGAAUUUCAAAUGCAACAAAUGGUGAAACUUCCUCCCAUAAGUCUGGAGAAGAAUGGAGGAUCAUCCAAAAUUCCUAUCUUUAAAAAAGAGCAGAAACUGGCAGGAUCUGACCCCAUCAACCCAGCAGUGUCCCCAGCGCCUGAAGACCAGCACCCACCUGUGACAAGGCACGAGCUGGCUGCUGCUCUGGGUGAUGUGCUCGAUGGACUGCAGUCUGUAGUGAAGCACCCGGGCUCUGGAGAAUCUCAGGCUCCUGAAGCAUGA
Messenger RNA from Callithrix jacchus (white-tufted-ear marmoset), 2043 nucleotides. The record is from RefSeq and is a predicted model, not a curated record. Lineage: Eukaryota; Metazoa; Chordata; Mammalia; Primates; Cebidae.